AUGGCUCCGGGAACAGGUAGAACUUACCUUAGUACAGACACAAUAGUUCCUUACACCGGAGACCAUGGAGAUACCGAAAUUCUAUAUUCAACUGAAUAUCUCAAUCUUAUAAGCUUCAAUGGACUACCACCACAUCGCUUAGAACUGAAAGUUAACACACCAGUAAUGUUGUUACGAAACGUAAACCAAACAGAAGGCUUAUGCAAUGGAACUCGACUUUUGAUAACACAACUACUUCCUAGAGUUAUUGAGGCCCAAAUAAUGACAGGAACGACAAUCGGUCACCGUGUUUACAUCCCAGUAUAA
Molecule: messenger RNA, 306 nt
Organism: Erigeron canadensis
Lineage: Eukaryota; Viridiplantae; Streptophyta; Magnoliopsida; Asterales; Asteraceae
Exons: 1
Coding region: 1-306 (101 amino acids)
Source: RefSeq, a predicted model, not a curated record